CCGCAACGAGCCGCCGGAUCCAUGGCCGGCAAAGACGGCUCCGUCCCUUCCCCGCCUCCUCCCCGGCUCCCAUCCUACCCUGAGAUGAUCGUGGAGGCAAUCCGGGCGCUGGGACUCGAGAACGGCUGCAACAAGACUGCGAUCUCGGACUACAUCAAGGGCAGCUACGGCUCCAACCUCCCUGCCCAGCACAACGCCGUCCUCACGGGCCACCUCGCCCGCAUGAAGGCUACCGGUGAGCUCGCCUUCCUCAGGAACAACUAUCUCCUCCCCAACGAGGACGAAGCCUCCCCGCUGAGCACCGGUGGGCACAAGGGCCCCGCCGCCGCCGAGGAGUCUACUGGCGUGUUGGACGUUGGUGACGAUGUGUUGCUUGCUUCCCCUCUCGUCAUCGACGCUGACGCCGUCGACAUUGACGUGCCUGCUCCAGCUCCCGUUGUCACCGCUGAUGUCGACGACAUUGACGUGCUUGCUCCAGCUCCCGUUGUCAGCGCUGAUGUCAACCCUGUUCAUACCAAGCGGGGACGCGGACGGCCCCCGAAGCCCAAGGACCCCGUUGCUGAGGGCUACGGUGGUAAGCCCGCUACAGCUCCCGUCGCCGCCGCUGCCGUGCCUGUCAAGCGCGGGCGCGGACGUCCGCCGAAACCCAAGAACCCCGUCGCCGAGGACUCAGCUCCCACUGCGUCUUCCGUCGUCACCACUGAUGGCAAUGCCGUGCCUGUGAAGCGUGGGCGCGGACGCCCCCCAAAGCUCAAGGACCCCAUCAAUGUGGCCACUGACCAGGCCACCAGCGGCAUGCUCAGCCCACGUGGCCGUGGGCGCCCGCCCAAGAAGGCCAAGGUCGCCGUGGAAGAUCCCAGAGGUGAACCUGCUGCAGCUCGAGACGUUGUUGUUGAUGCCAGUGCUGUACAUGUCAAGCGUGGGCGUGGACGGCCCCCAAGAUGAGUCCUGCUCCUGCAGCUGCAGUGACUGGGAAGCCGUCUGAGUCUUAAACCAUGAAAAUUGAAUCCUAUGGUGGUAAUGGUUUGGGAGUAGCUUGGUGUAUCAAAUUGAGUUCUGAACUAUCUUAUCCAGUUGGGUGCAUAGCAUCGGAAGACUAAUCUCAAUAAUCGAGAAAUUUGCUGUUUUGCCACUCUCAAAUUUGGCUGCUUGUUAUUAUGCCAUCUCGUGUCUAUGACUGGUGGGACCGUCUGUGUCUAUGAUUUGUGGGUCCGAUGGCAUACUGGCGAAGCCCACAAAUGAUAAUGGCAAAAUUGCCAAUGGCUCCUCAAUAAUCUGGAUGGUUUCUGUACAUUGAAUGGCGGAUGAUGCGUAAUAGUUGACUGCUGCUGAAGACUUGACUU
Messenger RNA from Zea mays, 1343 nucleotides. RefSeq lists its product as uncharacterized. Gene Ontology annotation, cellular component: nucleolus; nucleus; nucleosome. The record is from RefSeq and is marked predicted. Gene Ontology annotation, molecular function: nucleosomal DNA binding; double-stranded DNA binding. Gene Ontology annotation, biological process: chromosome condensation; negative regulation of DNA recombination; nucleosome assembly. NCBI's taxonomy places the organism in Eukaryota, Viridiplantae, Streptophyta, Magnoliopsida, Poales, Poaceae.